UGCGCCCUCUCCCUGUCCUCCAAGCUGCCCAGCUCCACUGAGAUCUUUCCCAUCGCCCCCGCUGGCCCUGCUGUACCCCGAAACCAUGCUGGGGACCAUCACCAUCACCGUUGGACAGAGAAGUUCUGAAGAUGUGAGAGAGAAAGACCCAGAAAAAGAAAUGGCUACCAACUCUGAAGUCACAGACACCACAAAGGAUGGGCAGGAGGAAAUACCUGAAAUAAUCGAAGAGAUUCCUUCCUCGGCUAGCAAUUUAGAUGAGAUAGCACACUCCACCGAGUCCCAAGCUAAUGAUGUUGGAUUUAAGAAGGUUUUUAAGUUUGUUGGCUUUAAAUUCACUGUGAAAAAGGAUAAGACCGAGAAAUCUGACACUGUCCAGCUAGUCACCGUUCAAAAAGAGGAAGGUGAAGGAGCAGAAGGUUCAAAUGGGGCUGGCGACCACCAGGAGGCCAGCGUGGAGACGGAAGGGUCAUCGUCCAAAGAGAGCGAACUCAAGCAAUCCACGGAGGAGCUGAAGCACCCCUCGAAGCACGAGCAAAGCAUCACUGAAAUUUCCACACGAGCUGAGUCUGAUCAAGCCGCAGAGGAAAGCAACAGAGAAGCAGAAACACAAGAAAGAGAGCCUCCUAGGCCUCUAGACUCCCCCACCAGCCCCAUCAACGAGACAGCGUCGCCUUUUAAGAAAUUCUUCACUCAAGGCUGGGCUGGCUGGCGGAAGAAGUCGAGUUUCAGGAAGCCAAAGGAGGACGAGCUGGAAGCUUCUGAGAAGCCAAGAGAACAGGAGCCAGAGAAGCCGGAUAUGGAGGGAGAGGAAAAUACCGAGGGAGUCCUGGAGCAGCCCGCGGCCUCUCCACAGCCCCCGGCCCCGGAGCCCCCGGCGGCCCGAUUAUCCGCCGAGUACGAGAAGGUCGAGCUUCCCGAGCUUCCCUCGGAGCCUCCGGGGCCUGCCCACGACAAACCCGCCCCGCUGGCCUCGGAAGUGUUCGAUGAGAACGUCGAAGGCCACCGAGAGGUCGCGGCGGACGUUCACACCUGCACGGCCGAGGCGCAAGACCCUGGGACACCCUGGGCCCACGAGACGCUGGAGGAAGCCACCGCCACCGCCACUGCGGGGGAAGCCACCUCCACCGCCGGGGAAGCCACCGCCACUGCGGGGGAAGCCACCGCCACCGCCACCGCCGGGGAAGCCACCAACACAGCCACCGCCGGGGAGGCGGAACCCACGCUGGGCGCCCCCGAGGGCGACCGCCCCUCCCCGGCCGACCUGGCUCCGGAGGAACCGUCUAAACACCCGGAGGGCGCGGCGGGUGAGGCCGAGCUCCUGUCCUCGCAGGAGCGGAUCAAGGCGCAGGGAAGCCCCCUGAAGAAGCUGUUCAGCAGCUCUGGCUUGAAGAAGCUGUCCGGGAAGAAGCCGAAGGGGAAGCGAGGAGGGGACGAAGAGUCGGGGGAGCAUCGCCCCGCGCCCGCCGAGUCCCCCGACAGCGCCGACGAGCAGAAGGCGGGGGACAGCUCCGCCUCGUCCCCGGAGGAGCCCGAGGAGCCCGCGGCUGCGGAGAAGGCGCUGGGGGACGGCCCCCGGGAGGGGGAGGGGGAAGAAGGAGCCACCUCCUCGGACGGGGAGAAGAAGAGAGAGGGCAUCACGCCCUGGGCCUCCUUCAAGAAGAUGGUGACGCCCAAGAAACGCGUGCGGCGGCCCUCGGAGAGCGACAAGGAGGACGAGCUGGACAAGCUGGACAAGGUGAAGAGCGCCACGCUGUCGUCCACCGAGAGCGCCGCCUCCGAGGCGCCCGACGACGCCAAGGGGGCCGCCGAGGAGCCGCGGCGCAAGGUGGACAGCUCCGUGUCCUGGGAGGCGCUCAUCUGCGUGGGGUCGUCCAAGAAGAGAGCGAGGAAAGCCUCGUCGUCCUCCGAGGAGGGGGACGCGCCGCCGGCCGAGGAGGCCGGCCGGGAGCCGGGCGCCGACGCGGGCCCCGAGCCGCAGGAGCCCGGGCAGCAGGGCAGCUCCUCGCCCGAGCCGGCCGGCAGCCCCUCGGAGGGCGAGGGCGUGUCCACCUGGGAGUCCUUCAAGCGGCUGGUCACCCCGAGGAAGAAAUCCAAGUCCAAGCUGGAAGAGAAAACCGACGAUGGCGUGGAAACUUCCGCUUCCGCUUCCGACCUGGAACCGGGAAGGGAAGAGUCUUGGGCUUCCAUUAAGAAGUUCAUUCCUGGACGGCGAAAGAAAAGGUCCGAUGGGAAGCGAGAAGCCGGCCCCGCGGAGGAGGCCGCAGGCCCGGCGGAGGCCACCGAGGACGACGGCGAUGUCCCCGCCGUGGUGCCCUUGGCCGAGUACGACGCGGUGGAAAGGGAGAAGAUGGAAGCCCAGCUCGCGCGGGGCGGCCAGGGGGCGGAGGCUAGGCCGGGGGCGGAGCCCGACGCGCCCAGCGCGCCUGCGCAGCAGUACGGCCCGCAGGUGGACCUGUACGUGUCGGAGGAGGUGAGCCAGAGCCUGGUGCACACCGUGACGGUGGCCGUGAUCGACGGCGCGCGGGCCGUGGCCGAUCUGGAGGAACGCUCUCCGUCCUGGAUCUCCGCUUCGGUGACUCAGGCCCCCGAGCCGGCAGAGGAGGACGAAGCCAGACCCCCGUCCGGGGAGGUGACGGGAGCAUCCGUCGAAGCCGGAGAGACCCCCGCGGCUCCCCGCCCGGGCGAUGAGCCAGUCCCCAGCGACACGGACUUCACCUCGGCGGAAGCCGUGACCGCGGCCGAACCCCCCGAGGCCCUGUGUGCCGAGGAAGCCACGGAGCCGUCGGGGGCGGAGGAGACCACGGAGAUGGUGUCGGCCGUGUCCCAGCUCACCGACUCGCCCCGCACCGCCGAGGAGGCCACCCCGGUCCGGGAGGCGGAGGGCGCCGCGGCCGACGCAGGGGAGCAGGAGCGGCGCACGCGCGCCGUCCUCCAGGCCGUGGCUGAAAAAGUGAGAGGGGAGGCGGAGCCCGCGGACACCCGUGGGCCGCACGACGGGGUGCAGACCGCGCCGCAGGAGGAGCCCCCCACGCCAGCGAUGGGGGGGCCGGAGCAGGGGGCCUUGGAGGAGACGGUCCAGGACACGGAAGCUGACCUCGGUGACCUCGGUGCCGCGCGGAGUGGAGAGGCCGAGGAGGCUGUCAGCGGGGCGCCGGCCCAAGCCUCAGCCCAGGCCCAGCCCCAGGAGACGAUGGGGGCGCCGGCCAUCUCCCCCGACUCGGCCGAAACCCUGACCGACAGCGAGACAGACGGAAGCACGCCCGUGGCCGAGUUCGAAGCCGGAGAUAGCGUGCAGCAGGACGAGGUCCUGGGAACCCCCGGAGACACAGCCCUCGCUUCCCGUACCCAGUCACAGACCGCAGAAGAGGGGCCGAGUCCUGCCCAGCAAGAGGCUCCUCCAGCACCUUCUAGUUGCCAAACCCAGGAAGAGAAGAAAGAACCAGCAGAGGCAGAGACUGUGCUAGAACGUACCCAAGGAGAGCUGUUGGGGGAAGCUGGACCCGUUGAGGUGUGUCAAGAGGUUGGCCAGAUGCCCGAUGAAGAAGCCAAAGAGGAUGGGCCGUGGGGUGAGGGACACGAAGUGUCCACCCGCACCGACGGAGCGGAGAGCCCGGAAAAGGCUCCUGAAGUGGCCCCUGAUGGGGAGGCGGCCGCGGAGGCGGGCUGUCAGAUGGAUGACGCUCUUGAACUCCAGCAGCCAAGCCUGCAGGAGAGAGAGGCAGGCCGGGAGGAUCCUACCGAAGCACAGCCCCUGCAAGAGAGUGAGCAAGAACCCACGCCCAAAGCAGCUGCUCCCCGAAGUGAGGAAGUGGUUUCCACAGUGGACACGCCCCAGACCAGCAGUCCUGAUAGAAGCCCAUCUCCUUCUCUCCAGGCCCACGAGGUUGAAGUUGAAGGCUGUGGAGCAUCAGCACCUCCAACCGCUGGAGCAGUGGAGGAGGUGGUAGAGGUGGUGGAGCAGGUCUUAGAAGAAACUAAGAUUUCAGAAGCAGGUGAAACUUUGCAGUCUGCAGGUGCACCUGUAGGCCCAGCAGAGAAGUCUGUUGAACGAGAAGAAGACCAGGCCCCUCAGUUAGAAGGCGAUGAUGUUUCUGCAGAGCCUGAGACUCAGGCAAUGUCCAUACCAGUUCUACUGACCGGUCAUGAAGAAGGCUUAGAGAGAGAGGGAAGUGGUCCCCAGACAGGGCAGGCAGCAGAUGGAGGGGAUGAGCAGGUUAGUUGGCAGGAAGACCAUGCCAGUACGUCUUCUGAGGGAGAUCUUAAGGCUGAACUUGAGUCUGAGAGCAGUAAGAUCAUCCAAAAUGUAAUUCAGACAGCAGUUGACCAGUUCAUCCAGAAGGAAGAGACGGCCGUGGACAUGAUUACCUCUGAUUCACAGACACAGGCUUUGUCCCUGCGAGCAGAAGCAGCUGAAGAGCAGGCCCCUGUCCAGGAUGAAACCCAAAUCCUUGCAGCCCACGAGGAGUCUGAGCCAACUACAGUGGGACCCGCACUUUCCAAAGAUGUGAGUGAAAUGUCUGAAAAGAUCUUGCCAAUUGGCAUGGAAAGUUCUGGUGUCGGUGGCCAGCAGCUUGACGAGGUGGUUCCUCCAUCAGAGGCGGAUGAAGAUGGGAGCAGAGCAAAGGCUGUGUCUGACGAAGGUCUCCACGAGUUAAGAGAGAGAAUAGAAAAGCCACCAUCGGAACCCAAAGAAAACAAGAAAGGAGAUGCACACCUGGAAGCCCAAAUCUCAGCCCCCGCAGAUGCCGAGGUCUCUGGAGGCUUAACCAAAGAGUCCUCCGACACCAAUGGACCGAAAGUCACAGAGGAGGAGCCUGCCCAGGAGCCAGGAUUCCAGGAAGGAAAAGGGCACAGUGAAUCUGAUAAGGAGAUCAGAUCCCCCAAAGAAGAGGAGAUGCAAAAACCAGAGAGAGAGCCAGCAAAAGCUGAACUUACAGAAUGCUAA
This is a messenger RNA of Dipodomys ordii (Ord's kangaroo rat), 4948 nucleotides long. RefSeq names its product A kinase (PRKA) anchor protein 12 (gene Akap12). Gene Ontology annotation, biological process: regulation of protein kinase C signaling; signal transduction. Gene Ontology annotation, molecular function: protein kinase A binding; calmodulin binding. The record is from RefSeq and is a predicted model, not a curated record. The transcript is spliced from 2 exons. Gene Ontology annotation, cellular component: cytoplasm. NCBI's taxonomy places the organism in Eukaryota, Metazoa, Chordata, Mammalia, Rodentia, Heteromyidae. The coding region runs from base 86 to 4948 and encodes 1620 amino acids.